Molecule: messenger RNA, 1761 nt
Organism: Caenorhabditis briggsae
Lineage: Eukaryota; Metazoa; Nematoda; Chromadorea; Rhabditida; Rhabditidae
Exons: 4
Coding region: 1-1761 (586 amino acids)
Cellular component (GO): membrane; oligosaccharyltransferase complex
Source: RefSeq, a predicted model, not a curated record
AUGCGAUUGCUGUUAGCCAUCGCUCUCCUGGGGGCGGUAUUUGCACAAGAUGCAUGGAAAGCCGUUAACGUUGACCGAACCAUCGAUGCAACAUCGCAAAUUGUCAAGAUCUCGACGUUGUAUUCGUUUGAAAACACAGGCACUGGACCACAAUCGAAAGUUUUGAUUGCUCUUUCAAAAGAAGAAGCUACUGGACUUUCUCACAUCACCGCCGGAAUCGAUGGAGCUAAAGGAAAACUGAAGAUUUCUGAGAAACCAGUUGAAAAAGAGUUGACCUUCUAUGAAGUCGAUCUCCGCACUCCAGUUGCCAAGGGAGAUAAAAUUGCUCUUCGAGUUAAUCUUCGUGUGACCCAAGUUCUUGAACCACUUCCAGCAAAAAUCGCACAGGCUGAUAGCCAAUUUGUUCUGCUUCAUACGACUGCCUACGUUCCAUCUCGUUAUGAAACUGUCACACAAAAAACAACCGUCCGCACCACUCAAGGAGGAAAGCUUCUUUCUGCUACAACUGUGGCUCCUUCAAAACAAGAAACGGAACGCGUUGUGUACGGACCUUAUGCCAAUAUUCCUGCCUUUGAGAGCAAGCCAAUCAAAGUGCAUUACGAAAACAACUCUCCGUUCGUAGUUGCUACAGUCGUUGAGAGAUUCAUCGAGGUUUCUCACUGGGGAAACAUCGCUGUUGAGGAAUAUAUCGAAUUGGUUCACAAAGGAGCAGCACUGGACGGACCUUUCUCCAGAAUUGAUUAUCAAAUGGACCGCCGAGGACGUCGUCAACCUGCAUUCCAAUCCUUCACCACUGUUCUCCCAGCCCAAGCGAAAGAUAUUUACUAUCGUGACGAAAUUGGAAAUAUUUCUACUUCAGCUGUUAGAAUUCGUGCUGAUAGUGUUGAUGUGGAGAUUCGUCCACGAUUCCCACUUUUCGGUGGAUGGAAGACAUCGUACAUCAUUGGAUAUAACUUGCCAUCUGAAGAAUAUCUGUACACCAAAGGAAACCAAUAUGCUUUGAAGACUAAAUUGUUCGAUCACGUCUUCGGCGAUGUGGUUGUUGAGAAGCUGCGUACAAAGGUGCUUCUUCCAGAGUAUGUCAGACGCGUCAAAGUCACCACCCCAUAUGUUGUUGAUAGACGUCCUGACGAACUUAAGCCAACAUACUUGGACACAACUGGUCGUCUAGUCGUUGUUCUGGAAAAGAGCAAUGUGGUUUCCGACCACAGUCAGUUUUUCACUGUUACAUACGAGUUCAAUUACAUGGACAUGCUUCGCGAACCACUUCUUGCCGCGGCCUUCUUCUUCUCGUUGUUCUUCGUUAUUAUCAUCUACGCAAGAUUCGAUUUUACGAUUUCUUCGGACCCAAAUAAAGAUGCCGAAGAGCGUUCUCAGCUCAGUAUCGAGAAGUUGUCGAAGUCUGUUGAUUCUAAACAAGCUGCUUAUGAUUCUCUGAUUGACGCCGCUCAACAGUACAAGUCAACAAAAAAUGAAUCUGAUCUUCAUGAAGCCAAAAAAGAAUUCAAUGAAGCCAGGAACGAGGCGAAUGCCAAGCUUACUGAGAAGAUUGCUGAAUUGAGAACAGGCGCCGGAAAUGCUGCCGCUGAAAAAGCAUCGGAGCUUCUCAAGUACGACAAGGCUACUUUCGAAGCGGUGGACAGCUACCUCAAGGCCGUGGAAAAGAGUACUACAAAGACUGCCGGAUCAGAGGAACAACAAUUUGCCAACAAGGUCAAAGAUGCCAGGAGCCGUGCGGACAAUGUUCUUGCCUCAUUAUAA